Messenger RNA from Myxozyma melibiosi, 1282 nucleotides. Its product is annotated as ribonuclease P 40kDa subunit-domain-containing protein. Gene Ontology annotation, cellular component: multimeric ribonuclease P complex; ribonuclease MRP complex. Gene Ontology annotation, biological process: endonucleolytic cleavage in ITS1 to separate SSU-rRNA from 5.8S rRNA and LSU-rRNA from tricistronic rRNA transcript (SSU-rRNA, 5.8S rRNA, LSU-rRNA); tRNA 5'-leader removal; tRNA 3'-end processing. The record is from RefSeq and is a predicted model, not a curated record. Gene Ontology annotation, molecular function: ribonuclease MRP activity; ribonuclease P activity. The transcript has 6 exons. Bases 31 to 1230 code for a protein of 399 amino acids. Lineage: Eukaryota; Fungi; Ascomycota; Lipomycetes; Lipomycetales; Lipomycetaceae.
CGGGAGAGGAAGGAGACAAUAGAAAUAGUGAUGUCUACUUCAUUUGCCCUUUCGAAGAAGAGGCUGCUGCCGAAGGUGUAUGUCUCGCAGUCUGUUGUUGGUGGAGAGGAGGAGAAGCCGUCAAGGCCACACUCGGUCAUACUGGAUCACCAUUUCAAUCGCAGACUCGAUAUCACAAUACCAACGCAGGCGUAUGAAUCCAAGUUUGCAAAGUCGCCUUUGUUCAACGGUGAAGCCUGUGCGAGAGAAUGGAAGUAUUACCACUGCACAACCUCGCUCGCGUCCUUCAUCCAUCCCGAGUUUCUAAACCAAUUCGUGAAGAAGAACAAUUGUCUUGUGCUUUCCCUGACAAAGAUCGAUACGGAGAACGUGUACUGCAUAUACGACGGUAAACUGAGAUUAUCGCUACGAAAAGAAGCAUACGAAAGUGCUGGUCUACAAGGAAAGAGAUCACAGUUCUCAAAAACCAGAUACAAUGUCGAGCUGAACUUGCGAAGUCCGCUCCUUCUCCCGGGAAACAAGACAUUUGACCGUCUGGUAUUCUCAUGUAAUGAGACUCUUUUGAAAGACCCUGUCCAAUUCCUAUUCUGCGUCUUCCCGACCGCAGCCACUGCAUCAUCUCCUCUACCACCCAUCCCCGAGCAUCUUCACGCGACACCGUACCCGUAUUCAUUCGACUCUCUACCUCUCGGCACAGUGUGUGUUCCGUCACUCCAGCCACAGCAGCUUGCCCACUCGAUGACCAAGUUUCUCACAAGUAGUAAAAAGGAUGAAUUGAGGCAGUACCAGGAGGAGACGUUGAACGAGGGGUUGGCUCAUAUCUUUGAAUGGACGUCGCUCUUGUCCUUGCAGAGUCCGCGCGUGGUUUUGGGAGAUGAUAUUAACCCGUUAUUGUCUUCAUACGAGGUGUUUACUGACGACCCCGAGGAGUCUCCUCGGGCGGAUCAGGCGAGUUUAGUACGGAUAGAGGGUAUGAUUACGUCUGGGGUUGUGCACAAGAUGUUCAAGAAUUUAAUCAUAAAUCUCCCCGAGGACAAAUGGGCUGUGUUGACAGUAUAUGGAUUUGACGACAGUCCGGUGAGCUGGAGGUCGGAGGAGCAUUCGUAUUUGCUGAGCGGCGAGAACGGGUAUACGAUUGUGAUCAAGCCGUGCGAGAGGUCUGCUGGGGUGAGUGAGCGGGGGGUGCUGGUGUUUGAGCAUGUGUGCAGUCACGAUAUGCAUAGUCAGUAGCUGUACUAUUAUAAGAAGAACAAAUAAAUAGAUGGAUGUAACGAUAUAAGAA